CAUUUUAUCGAUAUUCGCUUUGUUAUCUUUCCUUAACCACAAUUUUUACGAUUUUGCUAUUCAGUAACCCAUUUCAUUACGAAAAUCGACAAGACAAAAUCAGCUGUUUGGUUAACCUGUCGAUUAUCGCGAACUAAACGACAAUAAUUUUGGUGUUGUUAAAUCAAACGAUAAAGAAGAAUUAGUGAUUUUAAUCAAAACUGUGAAAUUAGAUGAAAAAAAACUUAUUUAAAAAGCGUGAGUAUGGCGUUUGAGUAUUUGGCUUACGAUUUAUCGCGUGGAGAGGAGGAAGUGAGCCCUCAAAUAGUUGAUCGAAGUUUGCUCCGGCAUGUGGACAAUCCUUUCGAUUUGGAUGCAGGGGAGUUCCAGAAGUUAUUCCGUUUAACUCCAGACUUGACUGAGGACGUAGUAUCGCAGCUUGACAGCCAUCUUAGAGGUUCCAGAAUAACAGCGAUUUCGACUGAAAAACAGGUUCUAGCUGCACUGCGAUUUUUUGCAACCGGGUGUUAUCAACGACCCGUAGGUGAGCAAUGGGGAAUAUCUAUGAGCCAGUCGUCCGUUAGCCGUAGCAUUCAUCGGGUAACAGCUGCAAUCAACAGCUCCAUGUUUUGCGCAAAGGUGAGAUUUCCCAUGACCCAAGUGGAGCGGCAAGCGGCAAAAGAAAUUUUUGCUUCAGCAACCUCCCCGUUUGUAGGAGGUACAAUUGGAGCUAUCGAUUGCACGCACGUGUCAAUUUUGGCCCCGAAACGUCAUGAAGAAGCGUAUGUCAACCACCACGGCUACCAUUCGCUUAAUGUCCAAAUGGUAACAACAUAAUUUGUAAAGUAUUCAAGAAU
Anastrepha ludens (Mexican fruit fly) is the source of this 836-nucleotide messenger RNA. Its product is annotated as putative nuclease HARBI1. The transcript has 2 exons. The coding region runs from base 244 to 816 and encodes 190 amino acids. The record is from RefSeq and is a predicted model, not a curated record. Lineage: Eukaryota; Metazoa; Arthropoda; Insecta; Diptera; Tephritidae.